AUGAUUUUUGAUAAUAAUAUUGAAACUUAUGACAAUGGUAUAUCUACUGGAUUCGAUGCCAAACUAUGCAAUAGUAAUGGUAAUGUCAAUAAAGAUAUUACUACGCUUGAAGACUUUAAUAUAACAGAUUAUAAAACGUGCGAUGAAAUGAGUGAAAUAAAUAAUGAGGAAAAUACUCAAAACAUGAUAUUUGAAAAGACUAACAAAGUUAUCUUUAAUAGCAUUGAUCGUUCUAAAUUAAGAAAAAUACAGAGACAUUAUGUAAGCAAAUCGUUUUUAGAAACUCAAAAUGAUUUUAGACUUGCUUUAAGGGAAGUUUCCAAUGGAAAUCAUUUAAUCUCUGUUUGUUUUAUUCUAUUUAUUCAACUCGUGGUUUGUAAGGAGAUAAUCCCUGUAAAAAACAAUGAAAUUAACAAUAUAUUACGAAGCCAUAGCUUAUUUGCAUUCUGUUUAAUAAGCUUUGUAUCCUUAUUAGUUAGUAAUUUUAAAUAUUUCCAAUUAAGAUAUAAAUUAAGAGGAGAAAAAUAUAUUUUACUAAAAGGUCAUCCGUUAUAUUUUUAUUUAUUUUUCAAAAAGUUAAAUGAAGCAAGUUGGAAAUUAAUAAUUACCCUAACACAUAUUCUAUAUUAUACAACAAUAGCCUCAGUUAGGAAUUAUAAAGUUACAUGGUUUGAAAUUUUAGAUAUAUUUGUAGUGAGUCAAGUAACUAUCGUUAAGUUAUUAAAUACUAUAAAUCCAAUUAGCUUUAAUUAUAGUAAAAAUAAACAGAUUUUAAUGAAUGACAUCGAUAAAAUAAAGUUUGAAAAACUUUGUAAAAACAUUGAAACUUCUUCAUAUGUUAAUAAAAGAAAUAGAAAGAGAAUAAUUGAAUCCGAAGUUUUAAUUAUUGCUUUAAGAUACUUUAAUUUAUUAAAUCAUUUACCGAUUCAAAUUUCAAAAUUAGCUGUUAUAUCAUAUUCUUUAUAUGCUAGUUAUCAGAUUAUAAAUAGUUUUUUUGAAUAUUUUAGUCUAGUCUCUUAG
Messenger RNA from Henningerozyma blattae CBS 6284, 1020 nucleotides. RefSeq lists its product as uncharacterized. NCBI's taxonomy places the organism in Eukaryota, Fungi, Ascomycota, Saccharomycetes, Saccharomycetales, Saccharomycetaceae. The transcript has a single exon. Bases 1 to 1020 code for a protein of 339 amino acids. The record is from RefSeq and is a predicted model, not a curated record.